CACGGGGGGAGGCUAGUCCUGGGUGCAUACUGUGAGGAAGAGCUUGAGAAACGGUCAGGGGAGAGAGUAGACCAUCCCUGGGUCGGAGAAGGCAGCCUUCCCUGGGAAGGACUCGCGCGCCAGGGCAGCAGGACUGACGGACUGGCUGGCUGACCGACGGACGGGCGGAGGCAGCGGCGGGAGGCGAGAGCUCAAAGCAAGGAGAGAGCUCAGAUCUGCUGGUGGUCCUGGCCUAGACGUUUCCCUGUGCCUAGAUCUGGGGUUCCACACUCUCAGUGGUCCUGCUUCAAGAAGACGAGAGGCAGGCGUCAUGGAGGCCCUGGUGUUCACCCUCCUGCUGCUGCCCAUGGCUGCUGCCAUGCACCCUGACUGCUUCCUGAAGAAGGAAGAAGCCAUGUGCCUGGAGAAGAUUGAGCGGGUCAGCGAGAUGAUGGGGCUGAACCAGUCCUCCCCAGACUGCCCUGGGAUGUGGGACAACAUCACAUGCUGGCGGCCGGCCAUCGUGGGACAAGUGGUGGAGGUCGCCUGCCCCGAGCUCUUCCAGAUUGCCAAUGAAGGAGGAUUUGACUUUGAGGACAGUGAAGCUCUGAACCCUUCGGAUACCGGCAUAGUGAGCAGGAACUGCACUGAGGACGGCUGGUCUGAGCCCUUCCCCCACUACUUUGAUGCCUGUGGAUUCGAUGAUGACUAUCUUGAGGGGGGCGGGAACCAGGAUUACUACUACCUGUCGGUGAAGGCGCUCUACACGGUGGGCUACAGCACCUCCUUGGUCUCUCUCACCACUGCCAUGGUCAUCCUGUGCCGCUUCCGGAAGCUGCACUGUACCCGGAAUUUCAUCCACAUGAAUCUCUUCGUCUCCUUCAUCUUGCGGGCAAUAUCAGUCUUCAUCAAGGACUGGAUCCUGUACCCGGAGCAAGACAACAAUCACUGCUUCCUCUCCACAGUGGAGUGCAAAGCAGUGAUGGUCUUCUUCCACUACUGCGUCAUGGCCAACUACUUCUGGCUCUUCAUCGAAGGGCUCUACCUCUUCACCCUCCUGGUGGAGACCUUCUUCCCAGAGCGGAGGUACUUCUACUGGUAUAGCAUCAUCGGCUGGGGCACACCAACCAUCUGUGUGACGAGCUGGGCCGUGCUGAGGAUUCACUUCGAUGACAGUGGCUGCUGGGACACAAAUAACAACACCGCCCUGUGGUGGGUCAUCAAAGGCCCAGUGGUGGGCUCCAUAAUGAUAAACUUCAUCCUCUUCAUUGGCAUCAUUGUCAUCCUGGUGCAGAAGCUCCAGUCCCCGGACAUCGGAGGCAACGAAUCAAGCAUCUACCUCAACUGCGUGCAGAAAUGUUACUGCAGGCCAAAGCGGGCUCAGCAGCACUCUUGCAAGAUGUCAGAACUGUCCACCAUUACUCUGAGGCUGGCCCGAUCCACGCUGCUACUCAUCCCACUCUUUGGAAUCCACUACACGGUGUUCGCCUUCUCACCAGAUAACGUCAGGAAGAGGGAAAGACUCGUGUUUGAGCUGGGAUUGGGCUCCUUCCAGGGGUUCGUGGUGGCUGUCCUCUACUGCUUCCUGAAUGGGGAGGUGCAGUCAGAAAUAAAGAGAAAAUGGCGGAGCUGGAAAGUCAACCGGUACUUUGCUGUGGAUUUCAAGCACCGGCAUCCAUCACUGGCCAGCAGUGGAGUGAACGGGGGCACGCAGCUGUCCAUCCUGAGCAAGAGCAGCUCACAGAUCCGGAUGUCCAGCAUCAAUGCUGAGAACCUGGCCACAUGAGCAGCAGUCAAGACGGCGGCCAUGGCCACGGCCACCCUCCUGUCCCUUUAUAAAAAGGAGUUGUUUUGUGGGAUUGGGACUGGGAGGGGAGUUGGUAGGAGAGGCCGGGGCUCCUACAGAUGUUUGAGUGUGUGUGCAGGGUGCAUGAGUGUGUUUGUGAGUGUGUGUGUGGGUGUGUGGCAGGGGUG
Molecule: messenger RNA, 1953 nt
Organism: Dromiciops gliroides (monito del monte)
Lineage: Eukaryota; Metazoa; Chordata; Mammalia; Microbiotheria; Microbiotheriidae
Gene: ADCYAP1R1
Product: ADCYAP receptor type I
Exons: 17
Coding region: 311-1765 (484 amino acids)
Biological process (GO): cell surface receptor signaling pathway; adenylate cyclase-modulating G protein-coupled receptor signaling pathway
Cellular component (GO): neuron projection; plasma membrane
Molecular function (GO): G protein-coupled peptide receptor activity; vasoactive intestinal polypeptide receptor activity; peptide hormone binding
Source: RefSeq, a predicted model, not a curated record